AGCGACCCUGGGUUUAGGGGCAGUCAGCGAAGGGGCAGACAGGGCUUUGAGUUUGUGCAGAGGGCGGAGUGACAGCGAUCCUGCAAAUUUGCGAGAGCUCGGAAUUCGGAAUUGUGCGCAGAGCUGCUCCAUGGACGUGCUUCGACCUCGUCAGGCGGAGAUCCGGUUUUGAUGGUGGCUUCGUCGAUGCAAGAGUUCGCGGGAGGGCAGGGUUUAAGGUCGAGCUUCAUGAAUUCGGAUGAUCCGACGCCUGCUUGAGAUUCGGAGGAAGUGAGUGGAAAUUGCUUCGAACAAAUUUUGGACGUCACCCUCUCUCUAGGUCGAAUCGACGCUGGAAUUAAUUUCGCACUCGUGAGAUGUCGAAGUCCUGUAAGGGUCUGGCAGUGGAGCUUGUGAAAUGUCUGAGCGAGAGCCCGUGUAUGAAGGAGGAAAACCGAUCGUACAGGGAUUGUGCUGGCGAAAAGCCUCCUGUCAUACCCACCGAAUGUGUAGGACUUCGAGAAACUUAUUAUCAGUGCAAGCGUGGUCAGGUUGACAUGAGGACGCGUAUACGAGGAAACAAGGGAUACUGAGAACUUUCUGUCUGUUCGUUAAAUUGACCUCCAUUCUCAGCCCACAAAGCAAGCCCAUAGCUGCAGGUUGACGGUAUGAACUCAAGUUAAAACCUUGUCGAUAAGAGCUGUUGGAGCUAUCGGCUGAUCAAAUUUUCACGUUUCCAAGAUCCUUUGCGGCUUUACAUCUUCUUUUGUUCAAAAGUGGAGGGAAGGCGUUCAGUGUUCGAAGAAUAUUACUCUAAAAGUCUGGAGUCUUUUAGGAAAAUUGAUUUUAUAUCUACAAACCAAACUCAAGUCAAGAUAUCUACAUUAGUGUGUUGUUUCUUUUCCAAAGUCUGAUACUAAGCUUAAGUAGAAAUACCUGUGUUUCGGAAGACGGAUUCUAAUAAAUUGAAGGGGCACAUUUAUUGUC
This is a messenger RNA of Marchantia polymorpha subsp. ruderalis, 966 nucleotides long. The record is from the annotation of a GenBank genome assembly. NCBI's taxonomy places the organism in Eukaryota, Viridiplantae, Streptophyta, Marchantiopsida, Marchantiales, Marchantiaceae.